Melampsora larici-populina 98AG31 is the source of this 819-nucleotide messenger RNA. RefSeq lists its product as uncharacterized. The transcript is spliced from 3 exons. NCBI's taxonomy places the organism in Eukaryota, Fungi, Basidiomycota, Pucciniomycetes, Pucciniales, Melampsoraceae. Bases 82 to 432 code for a protein of 116 amino acids. The record is from RefSeq and is a predicted model, not a curated record.
CUAUCUUAAAAUAAAUCUUUACUCUUAUAAAAUCCCCCUCUCCAAAGCCUCCCCUCUUUAUCCAUCCGAUAUUUACAGAGAAUGGAAGCGUCUCAAAAAGAAAGACUUGUGGGGGCGAAGAAUAAAUUACAUCAAAUUCACCUAGAGGCAGAAGAGAAGAAGAGGCUGCAAGCAGAAAAAGAACGGAUCCAAGCCAAAAACAGGGCGAAACGGGCAGGCUCCAGAGCACCGAUCCCUCCGAUACAGAAUGUUGGUAAUCUCGAAAUGAAGAUAGAAGGGAUACAAGAAGAAGACGUAGAAGCUGGUGAUGCAGACGGAGACCCUAUCGAACCCACUGGCACGGAAUCGGGCGUAAACAAUACGACAAUGGUAGAUGGUGACGACGAGUUGUCAGAGAUAUUCUUCAUGGAGAGGAGUCCCCUCUUCCAUUAGAUUUAGGCUUCGUGCCAAGUCAUCGGCUGCCGAAGGCGCUGAAGAUUAUAUUCCUUGUGAAUUAAUCGGGUUGCCGCUAUCAGCGCCCCACCCGAGCUAUAUGAUAGAAGCUGCUGUAAGCGCUCGCUCGGUGAAGUCUACACCACCCGGCGAAAUUAUUCCCCUGAGGAAAUUUCGCGGGGAGGAAGACAUCCCUCCUUGUAUUUUCCUUGGACCACUGUUUGUCAAUACCAGUUCCAACCGCGGCAGACAAAGGCAAAGAUCCCCCCCAGGAUUUGUCCAUAAUGGAUGAGCUUAAUUGGGCUGUUGAAUUCGGCACAGCUGAAGAAGCCAAGGCUGCCUUAGCCAAAGUCGACGCCGUCCUGAGGAAGACAACCAAGUUCGACG